AUGGACACCGGUGUGAUUGAAGGUGGAUUAAACGCCUCUCUCACCAUCUGGCUACUUAUGCAUGGAAAGGAAGUUGGCAGUAUCAUCGGAAAGAAAGGAGAAUCAGUUAAGAGAUGCGCGAGUAGAGUAGUGCACAUAUCAACAUCUCAGAAGGGAAUUGUCCUGAGAGAAUUAUCAUUUUGGCUGGACACACUAAUGCCAUCUUCAAAGCCUUUGCUAUGGAAGAGGACAUCAGCAGCUCUAUGA
Pipistrellus nathusii (Nathusius's pipistrelle) is the source of this 246-nucleotide messenger RNA. The record is from the annotation of a GenBank genome assembly. NCBI's taxonomy places the organism in Eukaryota, Metazoa, Chordata, Mammalia, Chiroptera, Vespertilionidae.